AUGUGGAGUCAACUGUCAUAUAUUGUUCUUUUUCCAGUGGAGUUUAUAUUGAGUAUUUCACUUAGUUACCUCUAUUGUAAUCCCUGGAGGAAGUUGAAGCAAAAUUCAUGUGUCUUGGAGUCGGCUUUGUCCACGGGGCUUGAAAGCUGUGCUUUGAUC
Molecule: messenger RNA, 159 nt
Organism: Thlaspi arvense
Lineage: Eukaryota; Viridiplantae; Streptophyta; Magnoliopsida; Brassicales; Brassicaceae
Source: the annotation of a GenBank genome assembly